Molecule: messenger RNA, 1686 nt
Organism: Saccharomycodes ludwigii
Lineage: Eukaryota; Fungi; Ascomycota; Saccharomycetes; Saccharomycodales; Saccharomycodaceae
Exons: 1
Coding region: 1-1686 (561 amino acids)
Source: RefSeq, a predicted model, not a curated record
AUGUUCUAUAGCAGAGACAUAUCGUUAAUUAAUAGUAAUGGUGAUAUUAAUUGCAAUAAUAACGAAUUUUAUAAUUAUAUUACCCCAACAAAUAGCAAUCCAAUUGUAAUGGAGAGUGCUUAUACUAAUAUUGUUAGCCAAAUGGGAAAUGGUACUUAUAGUAGCAACUCUACGUAUUCAAAUAAUACCUCUUUUAAUGAAUUAAACAGUAGAGAAACUACCAAUACUAAUAUCUCUGGUACAGAUUACCCGACAAUAGAUACUAACAUAGAUUACAAUAAUAAUAACAGCGCUAAUGGUAAUAGAGCAACCACGAAUCGUACAAACCAAUCGUUUAAUCUAUAUGAUUUGAUGUUUUCGUCAGUAGAAAAUAUUCCCAGUAAUAAUAAUAAUAAUAAUAAUAAUAAUAAUGAAAAUAUUUUCCCAUAUAUCAAUAAACAACAACAGUAUUUAAAAACCAAAGUACCUCAACUUUCAUCAAAACAACUGUUUUGUCAAAAGCAAUCCUCAGCAUUACAGCAACAACAAACCAGCACCUAUAACAAAAAUAUCAGUAAAAAUCUUGUACCGGAGUUUCGUGAAAUAUCACUCUUCGAAACUAACAGCACUGACAAUAUACUAUCAAAAAAAAAAAAAAUAAAAGCGGAGGAAACAGCAAACAACAGAAUGGUAAGUCACGUCCUACCAUCCCCAGAGGAAGAGGGACAACACCAAGUUUAUACUAUCACUAAUGAUGCUAACCAGCGUUUUACAGGAGAGCCCAACUCUACUAAAAACAUUAGUACCAAUUGUAAAGCACAUGCUUCCUUCAAAAAGAAUGUUGUUGGUAACACCGACUUAUUUAUGUGUGAUGUUUCUAGCGGAAAUGUUAUCCCUAACGUAAUGCUUGAAAAACAACAAUCAUUAGAAGCUGAAUCUUGGGUUUCUGAACUGCUAAAGGAAAUUCCAGAAAGUAUACCAGAAAAUACGUUUAAAGAAAAAGUUGAUAAUUGUACAAAACCAAAUGAUUUAUUUAAUUUGGCUAAAAUGUUUCAGACACCAAUCUAUGAAACAGAAUACAUCAGAAAGUUAUUGAAAAUUAAUGAGUUGCUAUAUAACAAUGAAGGUGUCUUCCAGUUCCCAUUUUAUAAAUUUAUAAGGUUUUGGUCUUUUGUAAGUGGUUGGGUAAUUUAUUUUAAUCAUUUUGAUUACAAAAAAAAAAAUAAAACUUAUAGGGGCGUUUUCAUUUGUAAAUUUGACUCUAAGAUGGCAAGAAUAUCAAACAAAAGAGCCAAAUCACCAACAUUAAGGUUCCACAAAAAAAUAAGGACAGGUAGCUGUGAAAGAAAGCUAAUCACAAUAGUUGAUUUUAACACCAAGAUGGUCACCAUAAAGACCUGCGGGUAUCAUUCACAUAAUCUCAGCUGUUUAUAUGAAAUUUGCCCUUCACACUUUGUGAGGAAUAUCAUUAUUGAAUAUAUUAAAAUGGGAAUUUUUGACACUAAAAAAAUACAAUUUGCAUUAAAGUAUCAAUUAAGAGAAUUAAAGCAUGAGUUUGAUUUAGGUUUGGAAGCAAUUGAUUAUAAGUACGUUCGAAACUACUUGGACAAGUAUAAAGAUGAUUCUAAACGGAAUAAAGAAGAAGUUAGUAAUACGGGUAUCUUCAAUGUUGAUUGUACGUCCAGUAAUAGAAGCAAUAGUUGUUAA